This is a messenger RNA of Ylistrum balloti, 3606 nucleotides long. RefSeq lists its product as uncharacterized. NCBI's taxonomy places the organism in Eukaryota, Metazoa, Mollusca, Bivalvia, Pectinida, Pectinidae. The record is from RefSeq and is a predicted model, not a curated record. Bases 1 to 3606 code for a protein of 1201 amino acids. The transcript has 7 exons.
AUGGCGGGCGAUUUGAAAAGAUUUGUUUUAGAAGAAAGGGAAAACAUCCGACGUUAUAAUGCCAACAUUGAUGCCAUCAUAGAAAAGUAUGGAAAACCUUCCAAAUAUGUUGACAUUGUGGAUUUAGAGAACUUGGAAAUAACAAAAAACAAAGGAAUGCUACACAGACAGUCACCCAGAUAUUUUGGUCACACUAAAUUAUGCCACACAAAAAGGCAAGAAGAAUCCAUGCUCAUUCAAGAGGACAACAGUUUGUUAUCAUAUUCAAUGAGUACUGCAGGGAGUGAAUCUACUGAUUAUGGCAGUAAGCAGCUGAAUUCCUCAGGGGGUUCAUUUGUGCCCAGGAUUGGUGUAAAGACAACUGGUGAUGAUUGGCUGGACAAGUCUAGACGUUCUCAUCGUAGUCUCAACACUUUUUCUCUGACAGAAUCAAAACAUCCUAAUCAGGGAUUGGAUACUUUCUCACUCGCAGAACAAGUUGAUGAUGCUGAAGAUGCUGUUGAACUUCUCUCACUCCAAGAGACGAUGAUGACAUUCAUUGAAAAUGACAAAGGGGAACCUAGUGAUGCAGAAACUUUGAGUUCCUCCUCUUCAGACUCAAACAACGAGUGGCAGGAUGAUUUGGAUGUGAACAGUGAUAAUAAUGAUGUGAAUCACAUCGAAUCAGAGAAAUCAGAAAUAGACUCUGAUAAAUCUGAUGUUGGCGACAUCACAAUUAGUCAUCAGAGACAGGAUAAGAACAUGUGGAGCCCACAAAACCACAGAGGAGAUGAUUGGUUGGACAGACAGGAGGACCAAUUUACCCUGAUAUCCUCCUCACAGGACAGCGGUAUCUCUAACCUUCAUGAUGGAAUCCGAUCCUCGGAUGGCGUGGAAUGGUCAGUUAACCUGAGUCCUUCUUCAAAAGUAACUGGCAGGUGGCGGGAGAGUAAGAAAUAUAUAAAUGCUGUUGUUCUUGAUAGAGAGAAACCAAUCUCUAUCGUAGAUCUGAAAACGUCUUCUGGAAGACAAUGUAUACACUCCUCAACACUGCCAAGAGAUAAACAUGAUAAUCAUAGGAAAUCUCCAGAAACAGUUGUUAAACGUUUAACAUCACCUAUAACAUAUAGCAAGGUAAAUCAGUUAUCAGAUCAGAAGAUGCAUGCUGAAGAUAAAGUUGAUGAAGAUAUUACAGGUAUGAAAGUUUCACGUGAUGCUGACUAUGAAAAUCAACCACAGUCCUUUGAUUUGCAUGGACCUAAUAAGAAGUACAUAUCUUGGCGUACAGAAAAGCUUUCCCAGGAUGUCAAAUCAGAUAACUUAAAUAAGAACUACCACAAAAACCAUGUGAAAUUCAGGGGUAGAAAUGAAUCCGAAUUAGAAGCAGAUGGAAAAAGAAAAUUUGUAGAUAUAGGAAGACAGUCCAGAGCACAGGGUAGGGAACGUAAAAUACAAGGAAGCAGGACGCCACUACCAAAUACCACAGAAAAACACACUUUUAAUAAGCUUGUCAGCAAGUCUGUGCCAAGUAAACUAAUGGUACAGAAUCUCAAAGAUUUACCUCAAGGAAAACUGACAGCAUCCACAAUAGCAAUGGAUCCGCUAACUUCCAUGGAGAAAGUCUAUCGAUGGCUUUCUCCAACCACAAAUAAUUUGUGUGAUCAUGGUGAUAAGAGAUACAAAGUGAACGCCCGACGACGACUACAACUUGCCACUUCCAGCACUGACAAGGUAUUUUGUAAGGACAGCAAAAACACUUUUGACAACAACCUAGGGGUAAACGUCAUUCUAGAGCGGCAAAAAUGUAAUGCAGAUUCAGUCGAACAGAUGGAUAUUAUCAAUACAGAAACUGAAAUGGACUUUCUGCAUAAACAGGUGACAAUGAUCCACCAGGAUAAACAACACAGUGGAACACCUCAAAGGUUAAUCACAGAAUUUAACUCAGUCCAAAACUUGAAUUCUCCAGAGAAGCAAACCAGAACUUCAUUCACAAAAGAGGACCAAUAUGUAUCCCAGGAACAGCCAGUCACACCAAAAACAAACACAAGAACAUGGAAAAGUCCUUUUAGUACUCCACAAGGCUCACUGAAAAGUCCUCAUGGUACACAAGAAAGCUUUCAAAACAAAAGUUCAUGGGAGAGCCCUAACAUGACACGGAAACAGAAUAGAGCAUCCCUUUUCAGUUCUGAUGAUUCGAGCAGCCCCCAUAAGAUUAUGUCACCAAAUGGAAACAGUCCUUGGAGGAGUAGAAGUUGUGAUCAAAGGUUUCAUCCUUACUUUCGUAAAAAUCCUGAUUCCCCAUCUGCCAUAUUUGCCAGGCUCAAACUGUCUAUAUCUUCUCCCUCUUCUAGCAGAGAUAGUACUCUUCAACAAAAUCGAGGUGAAGUGGAAAUGCCUACCUCGUCAACCGUAAGAAAGCUAGCAAAGACAUCAUCACCCCACAAACAACCAACAAGGAAUUAUAAUUUGGAGAGUAAAAUUAUGUCACCUUUGAAAUCAAGGCAACAGUUGAAUCAGAUUGAAAAAAGUUCAACCUCAGAAAGGCCAAAAGAAGCAGUGUUAACUAAUGUGGACAACAUGUAUCACAGACAUACAACAAGAAAUUCUCAGCAGAAGAAUCUGUCUCCUGAUCAAGUUCGAAGCAAAGAACUCUCAGUAUCUUCCAACAGAAGUCAAUAUCUGAAAAAGUCCACGUCUAACAAGGGCAAUGCAAGGGCAUUUGAUGUUUUUGAUACGUUUGGUGUAGAGAGUUCUUCACAAAUGACAGCAGUCUCUAAAGGACAACAUUUUCCAAAGCCCAAUAACAGGCCUUUGCAAAAAUAUUCACAAAAACAUCUAUCUACAUGCCCUAACAAAAGCUAUCUAAAUCCAUCGUAUUCAACAUGUGAAGGUCAGAAAGUACAACUAGAGAACAAGCUAUACAACAAAAGAGAGCAGAAUUACAGGAGUCAAAGAUUUUCACAAGACCAUUUAGAAAGCAUUUCACCUCUUAGGAAUCAAAAGCAUUCUGGUGGUCAGGACUUCAAUAGAAAGGAAAACUAUCAAAGCACUACUUCAGUGCCUAAGGGUGAAACAGAAGGAGCAGGAAAAUCACAUUUUCCGUCGCCAAUACCAUGGAAGGCAGGGAAACAGGAAAAUAAUGGAUACAGUUUAGUUUCCUCACUUCAAGACAGCGGUGUUGAAUGUACUUAUAAAGGUUAUUCUGAUGAUUGGGAAUCAAAGCAUGUUUUGAUACCAGACAAGAUCAGGACAACUUUGCAAGAUAAACCACUGCAGUCAACAUGUGAAUCUCCCCUUGUUAAGAUCAGCUCAAAACCAAAAGCACUUACACCAAGUACUAGCACUUGUCUAAAGACAGUAAGUGAAACCUUGGAAUCAAGCCCAAGAUCAUACAUGAAUGGUACAAACAAUGUGGAAAGGACAAAAUCAUUUAAAAGACCAAAUGGUGCAUUCGUGAGUCUGCGAGACAAACUAUUAACCAACAAUCAGCGACACAGCAGCACACCGAUGAAGCACACUCCACAAUUCCUUCCUGACAAUACUCUCUCUACAAUUCAUGCAACAAACUCAGAUAUAGAUUCAGAUUCUUCAGAUGAGAUGGUUCUUACCAUUAGUCCAAGCUAUUAG